GCACGCUCCUAAAUCUGCCUCCCUCGGUGAUGGGUGUCUACGUCAUCGCGGUCGGGGCGCAGGUUCCCGACACGCUGCAAGCGGUCGCGGUGGCGCGGCGCGGGCUCGGCUCGAUGGCGGUGGCCAGCGCCGUCGGCUCGCAAGUCAUCAACGUCCUCGUCGGGCUCGGCCUGCCGUGGCUCCUCUCCAGCAGCGCUGGCCGUGAGGUCGCCAUCAAAGGCCGUUCCGAGCUCAUCGACGCUAUCUGGCUCAUGUACGCAGCGGUGCUCGCCUACCUCGCCGUCCUCAUCGCCCCCACCGCCCCGAGUUGGUGCAGCCGCGGCCACGCGCGCCUCGGCCGCGCGCAAGGCAAGCUGCUCAUCGGCUGCUACGCCGGCCUCGUCGCGCUCCACGCCGUCCGCGCCCAGAUGUCCGCCGACUGGUGAGCAGCGGCGGCGUGGGCGAGCGCUGGCUCGGGUUCGGGCGAGGAGGCGCACGCACGCGCACCCUUUUCAGGAUCUUUAGCCCUGGUCUGGACGGUUUUUUUGCGGCAUCUUGAUGUAUCUCUCCAUAUCUGACCGU
Messenger RNA from Emiliania huxleyi CCMP1516, 561 nucleotides. RefSeq lists its product as hypothetical. Lineage: Eukaryota; Haptophyta; Isochrysidales; Noelaerhabdaceae. The record is from RefSeq and is a predicted model, not a curated record. Bases 30 to 425 code for a protein of 131 amino acids. The transcript has 2 exons. Gene Ontology annotation, molecular function: calcium, potassium:sodium antiporter activity; calcium channel activity. Gene Ontology annotation, biological process: calcium ion transmembrane transport; intracellular calcium ion homeostasis. Gene Ontology annotation, cellular component: membrane.